AUUCCAUAGAAAAAUCGAAAUUUAUUGAUUUUUUUUUCAAAUUUCUCUUUGUCAUAGAAUUGACGCAGCGGAACGGAACGAAACGGCCUUUUUUAAAUAGAACUCCAAUAGAAUUUUCAAUGAAAUUCAAUAGCUAGGUUUUUCCAUUAAAUUUUUUCAUGCGUGACAUCUCGCACUCUCUGGACCACCAAGGUCAACCAAUGAACGUAUUUCAAUGGAUCCAUUGUUAUAUUCCGAGGAAAUCCCAAUGAGUUUCAGAAUUCAUUCAAAAAGUUGGCUACCACUGACGUCUUUACAUAACAAGCAUUUCAACUUCCAAGCGAAUCUGCCUCUCUAGAAAUCGCAGUUUUGUUUGCGUAGCUGAUUCCCAAUGCACAAUUAUUCUGAUAAUCCCAGUGACGAAAAUAUUUUCACCUAUUUUUCACCCUUGCAGCGUAAAAAACAUUAAUUUCCCCGUGAAGUAUCCGAAAAAAUAGGGGUACUUGGGGUAAAAAGAACACUUUUGACUUUUUUUACAGCUUGAUAACUCAUUUAAUUUCCGAUGAAACGGAAUGAUUUGUUUUCUAUGAAAAAAACAAUAGUUGAAAGUGUUCAUUUAAAAACUUUGGAAGACUUGGAGUAAAAAUCCCGAGAGGGUAAACAAAAAAAAAUUCCACAGUCUUGUGUUCUGGCAGCAGUGAGGGAUGAUCUGAGGAAAAAAAAAAUGGAAAAAAAAUCGAUUUAAUGUUGAAGGAAAGAAGAAAAUGUCUCGACGGAAACACCGUGAUACGUUAAACACCCAUGAAAACCAAAUGAAGGAUAAUAAACCCUUGAAAUUUCUCAAAGAAUCACUGAUCAAGGACAAAAUACACUGCUGAUAUGCUGUUAUACCUACGAUAUGUCAUGUGACACAGGACAUGGUGAUAAAUAUGUAACGAGAGGGAAAGAGAAACCGUCUCGUUGGGUACGGGAAUGGUGUCAUCAAAAUUGUGGUGUUGGCAUUAGUCACAGCAAGAUCGUUUAUGAGAGAUGAGCGUUGAGGCAGACACACUGGAACUCGAGGUCUUCGAGGUGCAAGACGGAGACGACGAUCUAAAUGAAGCUGAAUCAUCGAGAUCCGGUAAAAAACGCUCAUCAAAGUUGGGAAAAAAAUUGGAGAUUAAAUUAUCAAGCGAUGGGAAAGGAAAAAAACGUAAACGUCGUAAAAAACGAUGCAGAGAGGAGCGUUCUCCGUCAACCCAGGUAGUUGUUAAUUUUCCAUCAUCAUCGGAUGCUGUUGAACACACUGGUGAAUGCUCAAAAAGAGACUCCUCCAGUAGUCUCGGUGGACCCAGCAAUCGUCACAGUACAUUACGCCAGUCUCUAUUAACUGUACUUGGCAAAUUGGUUGUUUGGAAAGGUGCUAGGUAUCGUCCAACACCAACAACCUCAGCAAUACCCCCAAACUCACCUCUCGCCACUGAAUGCAUUGGACGUAGUACAGUUUUCUUUUCCAGCGAAACGGAAAGGCGCAUUCGUGCUAACAAUCGCGAGUACAAUUCACAAUUUAAAUAUGCAAACAAUUACAUCAAAACGUCCAAGUAUUCGGUGUUGACGUUCCUGCCGCUGAAUUUAUUUGAACAAUUUCAACGGUUAGCUAAUUUCUACUUCCUAUGUCUGCUGGUGCUUCAGAUGAUACCCGCCAUAUCUUCGCUUACCCCGAUUACCACAGCCAUACCAUUAAUUGGGGUCCUCACACUCACUGCCGUCAAAGAUGCCUAUGAUGAUUUUCAACGACACAGCAGUGAUUCACAAGUUAACAACAGAAAGUCCCAGACGUUACGCGGAAAAAUUUUAAAAGUAGAGAAAUGGUCGCAAGUGCAAGUUGGCGAUGUAAUUAGAAUGGAGAAUGAUCAAUUCGUCGCUGCCGAUGUUCUUUUACUCUCCACGAGUGAACCCAAUGGCCUUUGUUACAUCGAGACUGCAGAAUUGGACGGAGAAACCAAUUUGAAGUGUCGUCAAUGUUUAACGGAGACAGCUGAAAUGAUGGAUAACAACGAACUUAUAGGGGAAUUUGACGGCGAAAUAAUCUGUGAAACUCCAAAUAAUCUAUUAAAUAAAUUUGAUGGUAUAUUAAUGUGGAAAGGAAAUAGGUAUGCAUUAGACAACGAUAAAAUAAUACUGCGAGGAUGUGUCUUGAGAAAUACACAGUGGUGCUACGGUGUAGUGAUCUUUGCUGGCAAAGAUACAAAACUUAUGCAAAACUCAGGGAAGACAAAAUUCAAGAGAACGUGUAUAGAUAGACUAUUGAAUCUUCUCAUAAUUGGAAUUGUAUUCUUUCUACUAUCACUAUGCUUAUUCUGCAUGAUUGGCUGUGGAAUAUGGGAGAGUCUCGUUGGACGUUACUUUCAAGUUUAUUUACCAUGGGACUCACUAGUGCCAACUGAUCCACUUGGUGGUGCAACUGUUACAGCCCUACUUGUUUUUUUUUCAUAUUCAAUUGUAUUAAAUACAGUAGUGCCAAUAAGUUUGUACGUCAGUGUCGAGGUCAUAAGAUUUGUACAAUCAUUUCUUAUUAAUUGGGACGAAGAGAUGUAUCAUGCACCAACAAAUACACAUGCCAGAGCGAGAACAACGACACUUAACGAAGAGCUGGGACAGAUUGAAUACAUAUUCUCCGAUAAAACUGGUACACUUACCCAGAAUAUCAUGACUUUCAACAAGUGCUCUGUGGCGGGCAAGAGUUAUGGAGAUUUGGUAGAUGAGGUCACUGGCGAAAUCAUCGAUUUGAGUGAGACGGAUAAAACGAAAAAAACAACGUCAACGGUGAAAUGGAAAAAUGGCCAGGAGUUUGUUCGCAGCGUGCACCCAUCAAUUAGCAGUGCUAAUGCGAGAUUAUUGGAGCAAGCUGAUCGUAUGGGAAAUUCAACCCCCGAGCCUGAUAUCAACGCCAGAGGGAAAAUUGCACAAACACCCUCAACUGUUCCACCCCUGGAUUUUUCCUUCAACAAAGAUUACGAGCCCGAAUUCAAGUUUUACGAUCCAGCAUUACUGGAGGCAGUGAAGAAGGAAGACACCGAGGUACAUCUAUUUUUUCGUCUCCUGGCACUGUGUCACACAGUUAUGUCAGACGAGAAGAAUGGAAAGCUCGAGUACCAGGCCCAAUCACCAGACGAGGCGGCACUAGUGUCAGCAGCACGAAACUUUGGUUUUGUCUUCAGAGAGAGAUCACCGAACAGCAUAACAAUCGAAGUGAUGGGAAAACGCGAGGUCUACGAGGUGCUUUGCAUUCUCGAUUUCAAUAAUGUUCGUAAACGAAUGUCUGUCAUUCUGAGGAGAAAUGGCCACCUCCGUUUGUACUGCAAGGGGGCAGACCACGUUAUCUACGAGAGGCUGAAGGCUGGUAGUGAGGAGAUAAUGCAAAAAACCCAGGAGCAUCUCAAUAAAUUUGCCGGAGAGGGGCUCAGGACACUUUGUCUGUCUGUCAAAGAUCUUGAGGAGAGCUUCUUCAAUGAUUGGAAGCAGAGGCACAUGGAUGCUGUACUCAGUGGGGAGGAUAAGGAUGACAGGCUUGAUGCUAUUUACGAGGAGAUUGAGAAGGAUAUGACGUUACUUGGGGCCACUGCCAUUGAGGAUAAACUGCAGGAUGGAGUGCCACAGACUAUUGCCAAUUUGAGCCUUGCUGGAAUUAAAUUGUGGGUACUCACCGGUGACAAACAAGAAACGGCUAUAAAUAUUGGCUACUCCUGUCAAUUGCUGACUGACGAACUAACUGAUGUAUUCAUCGUCGAUGCUACGACGUACGAUAGUGUUGAGACCCAACUCCAGCGUCACCUAGAAACAAUAAAUACAGCAUCUAGUCAACAAAAUAGGCCAGCACUCUCCAUCGUCACAUUCAGUGAUACAGAGUAUAAUAGAGAAGAUUCAGACGAACGUGAACCCGAUUUAUCUUCAGGAUUUGCUAUUGUUAUUAAUGGUCAUUCACUGGUCCAUGCACUCCAUCCACAGAUGGAGAAAUUGUUUCUGGAGGUUUCGAGUCGUUGCAAAUCAGUAAUAUGCUGUCGUGUAACACCCCUCCAAAAGGCCAUGGUAGUAGAACUGAUAAAGAAGAAUAAAUCAGCAGUUACAUUGGCAAUUGGAGACGGUGCCAACGACGUAUCAAUGAUAAAAACAGCACACAUUGGAGUUGGCAUAAGUGGCCAAGAGGGCCUACAAGCUGUACUUGCAUCUGAUUACUCCAUAGGACAAUUUAGAUUUCUAGAGAGGCUAUUGUUUGUACAUGGAAGAUGGUCGUACUAUAGAAUGUCCAAGUUUCUUAGAUACUUUUUUUAUAAAAAUUUCGCCUUCACUCUAUGCCACAUAUGGUUUGCCUUCUUUUGUGGCUUCAGCGCACAGACAGUAUUUGAUCCAAUGUAUAUCUCAGUGUACAAUCUCUUUUACACAUCACUGCCAGUAUUGGCUGUCGGUGUAUUUGAUCAGGAUGUCAACGAUAAAAACAGUAUAUUGUAUCCAAAAUUGUAUACACCUGGAUUGCAAAAUAUGUUGUUUAAUAAGAAAGAAUUUUGUUGGAGUGCAUUACAUGGAUUUUGGGCGAGUUGUAUAUUAUUUUUAGUGCCCUAUGGAACUUAUAAGGAUGGAUUAUCGCCAAAGGGUUACGUACUUUCAGAUCACAUGUUGCUGGGCAGCGUUGUGGCCACAAUCCUAGUUAUAGUUGUUACCGUUCAAAUAGCCCUCGAUACCUCCUACUGGACAAUUGUAAAUCACAUAAUGGUAUGGGGCUCCCUAAUAUGGUAUUUCAUUCUCGAUUACUUUUACAAUUUCAUUAUUGGUGGAAGUUACGUUGGCAGUCUGACAAUGGCAAUGUCAGAGGCAACGUUCUGGUUUACAACAGUUAUAUCCUGUAUUAUUCUGGUGAUACCAGUAUUAUCGUGGAGAUUUUUCUUCAUCGAUGUUAGACCAACGUUAUCAGAUCGUGUAAGGUUGAAACAGCGUUUGGCACAAAUGCGUUCACGCCAGAGUCAGGAUAUACUUCGUACACCAUCAACAAGACGUACACGUAGAUCAUUGCGUUCUGGUUAUGCUUUCGCACAUCAAGAGGGCUUUGGAAGACUCAUAACGUCGGGUAAAAUAAUGAGGAAAUUGCCCAAUGGUGGUGAUUUUAAAUUUGCAAUGCCAUUUGCUAAUAAUGUUACUAAAUCAGUCAAUGUCGCAUCAACAUCCCCAAAUGACGGUACUUCCAGAAAUUCACGUAAUUUAGACACCAUCAAUCUUUAAAUCAACAUUAAUUAUUAUUAAUUUUUCAUUUAUUAUUACAACACAUUAGAACAAUUUGAAUAGCUUUGUAAUUGAUAGUACACGUAAAUUAUUUCCAGGAUAUAAUUUUAUCAGAUAGAGAUCAAUUAAUUAUCACGUAUAAUGUACAGCACAAGUUUCUAGAUAUGUUUAAUUAAUUAAAUACGUGAAUAGGGCGGG
Diachasma alloeum is the source of this 5430-nucleotide messenger RNA. It is a transcript of the gene ATP8B, whose product is annotated as phospholipid-transporting ATPase ID. Bases 1009 to 5232 code for a protein of 1407 amino acids. Gene Ontology annotation, biological process: phospholipid translocation; Golgi organization. Gene Ontology annotation, cellular component: plasma membrane. The transcript has 11 exons. Lineage: Eukaryota; Metazoa; Arthropoda; Insecta; Hymenoptera; Braconidae. Gene Ontology annotation, molecular function: ATP hydrolysis activity; ATPase-coupled intramembrane lipid carrier activity; magnesium ion binding. The record is from RefSeq and is a predicted model, not a curated record.